This is a messenger RNA of Grus americana (Whooping crane), 2269 nucleotides long. RefSeq names its product katanin catalytic subunit A1 like 2 (gene KATNAL2). The coding region runs from base 402 to 1979 and encodes 525 amino acids. NCBI's taxonomy places the organism in Eukaryota, Metazoa, Chordata, Aves, Gruiformes, Gruidae. The transcript has 17 exons. Gene Ontology annotation, molecular function: ATP binding; protein binding; ATP hydrolysis activity. The record is from RefSeq and is a predicted model, not a curated record.
GGGGCCGGGCGCUACCGGGAGCUCGCUGUGACUUUCCCCGCGGGUUGUACCCGCCCGCGGCCGGGCCCGCUGCCCGUCCCGAUGGAGCUCUCCUGCCAAACGCUGAGAACCACCUACCAGGCGAGGGAGGCGGUCCAUGAAAUGGGAGAUGCCAACAGUGUACAGCUGGUCUUUGUAGUGUAGUCAAACAGAUCUCAGACCUGUUCUCCAUCCUCCCUUCUCCAAGCACUCAGAAAAUGGGCUUCUAGUUUCUAGAGGGAGGGAAACAGCCACGCUGGAGCACAAGAUUUCCUUGCACAGUCAUUGGAGAUGUUGUGCAUGAGAUCUGCAAGAUUCGUCCCCUGAAAUUCACAGCAGCCUGAACAUGUUGGAGAUACAUAACCAUAGUAAGGGAAGAUGAGAUGCGAACAGAAGCUCGUAGAAAAAAUCUCCUCAUUCUAAUUUUCCAUUAUUUAAUGGAGGAAGGGUAUGUUGAUGCUGCAAAUGCUUUGGAACAAGAGACGAAACUAAGUUUACGUGGCUUUGAAGUUUGUGACAACGUUGAUCUUGAGACAAUUUUGAUGGAAUAUGAAAGCUAUUAUUUUGUAAAGUUUCAAAAGUAUCCUAAAAUUACCAAAAAGGUCCUGGACACUGUGGAAAAUAAACAACAGCUGAGAACUGGAGGAAGACCAAGAAGGGCAGCAAGCUCUUCUCAGAAUCUCCCAAGACUCAAACAUCAGACACUGCAACGACCGUUGUCAAAAACUUCACCUGGGAGUACAACAGAAUUUAAAUUGUCCACCAAGGAGACCCCCAAACAGAAUAAUGACAGUGCAGUUACUCUGGAGCAAUCUGACUUUGGCUUAAGCAUCUCAGCAAUCAACAAAACUGGAGGAGACGGCACUCAUUCAAGAAGGGUUGGUGGAAACCUGGGCCAGGUAGUUGACUUCUAUGGGAUAAUCCAGGAUGCUGUCAAAGUAUCAUCAAAUGGAAUAGCCUCGAACAGCCUUAAUUGUGAUCCAGAUCCAUCAGAACGAUUAUUGAAACCCCUUAGUGCUUUUAUUGGCAUGACUGGUGAGAUGAGAGAACUUGCAACAGUUGUAAGCAAAGAUAUUUAUCUCCAUAAUCCAAAUGUGAAGUGGGAUGAUAUUAUUGGACUGGAUGCAGCUAAAAGACUAGUCAAGGAAGCAGUUGUUUAUCCCAUAAGGUACCCCCAGCUGUUUACAGGCAUUCUGUCUCCUUGGAAAGGAUUACUGCUGUAUGGACCACCAGGUACUGGAAAAACUUUGCUUGCCAAGGCUGUUGCCACAGAAUGCAAUACAACCUUUUUCAACAUAUCGGCAUCCACCAUUGUCAGCAAAUGGAGGGGUGAUUCAGAAAAACUUGUCCGGGUGUUAUUUGAGCUUGCCCGGUACCAUGCUCCUUCCACAAUUUUCUUGGACGAGCUGGAGUCAGUUAUGAGUCAAAGAGGCACUAUUUCUGGUGGUGAACAUGAAGGAAGUCGGCGGAUGAAAACAGAAUUACUGGUGCAGAUGGAUGGCUUGGCCCGAUCUGAUGAUCUUGUAUUUGUUUUAGCAGCUUCCAAUCUGCCAUGGGAGUUAGAUUCCGCCAUGCUGCGGCGGUUGGAGAAGAGGAUUUUGGUCAACCUUCCAAGUAAAGAGGCACGGCAGGUGAUGAUCCAGCACUGGCUGCCUCCUCUGAGCAACAGCGGAGGAGUGGAGCUGAGAACAGAUCUAGACUACAGCUUGCUCGGCCAGGAAACAGAUGGGUACUCCGGCUCAGACAUUAAACUUGUGUGCAAGGAAGCAGCUAUGAGACCAGUGAGGAAAAUUUUCGAUGCUCUUGAAAAUCAUCAGCCAGGUAACAGUAACUUAUCUGUGAUCCGAUUAGAUACAAUCACAACCACAGAUUUCCUGGAUGUGAUUGCCCACACCAAGCCGUCAGCAAAGAAUCUAAGCCAGAAGUACACAGCUUGGCAGAGAGAAUUUGAGUCAGUUUGAAAAGGAACACCUCAAAAGAUUGAAAACUUCCAAGAAUUUUGCUAUCCAGAAUGGCAUUGCCUUGCCUUCAAAGGAUUGAACAGUGAUGGGGAAGGAAGUGCUGUUGUUUCCAGGAAAGAGAAUGCAGUGACAAAUAUCGGGGAAAUCUUUUAUUAGCUGUUUUCAAUGACCAUUCAAAAAAUAUUCUGCAUGGAAAUAAUGUGAUGACAGUUGCUAUGUAAUGAAGACUCCAACCUUAAUUUUAUGUAUAAAGACUUAAAAGAUUGCUUGCUUCUCAGUCUUUAUUCGUG